UCCAAGUUAGUCUCGCGUUAACGGUGUAUUCAGGAGGCCGCAAAUUAAUAUUAACAUACGAUUCGCGAAUAUUUAGCAAUAAGGUAGUUGCAUUUCGUUGUGUAGUGUUAACUGAAAGUGCCAUAACAGAAAGUUCCAGGCUUUUUCUUUGUUCAACAAGUGUCGGUAUUUCGUCGGUAAAGCGAUAAGAGCGAUAUUUAUGUUUUGAUGUUUAAAUACACAGUAGCAUUCAUGAAUUCGUUACGAGGUUGCACGCUCAAAGGAUUUAACAGCGUAGGUCGCUUUAAGUGGUAAAUUGAGAAUCAUCUGACCAAUUUCCAUAAGCAAUGGAAGUGAACAAUUCAAGUUUAACAGUAGAUGACAGACUUCCAUUGGGGAAAAGUUGCGAGCUCGAUUUCGAGCCUUUUCACUUCAAUGGAUUAAUUAGAAAGAAUCGGAUUAAAAUGGGCGAUAAGGAAGACCAAAAGCUGCUAAAUAGCGUAAACAACAACAACAAGCCGAUAAUUAUUAGUAAAAGUGCGAGUAGUGGGAAUAAUCUUAAUUUAAGGACAAAUCCGGAGGAAGCGAUUCUGAGAUCAUCUUCAGGUGAUCCUAACGUUGUCGGUUUGCCUAAUGCACCUGAAAGUGUUGUCAAAUCAUCAAAAAAUGAAGUCUGUGAUAUUUACAAAGAAGCCGAAAACACAACGUCUUACGCCCCAAUGUACCUUUUGACCAAUCCAAAUUCGUCCCAUUCGUUUCCGAGUCGAUAUUCAAAUAGUGUGCGUUCCUCAAGAUCCGGUGAAAGUCGUUUUAACCCUUCUCUACGACCCUUUAGUGACACGAGUAGCCAAAUCUCGCGGCCUUUCUCCGAAGGACUGUCAAUUCGAUCGUUGGCGUCGAUUGGAAUGGGAUCAACCGAUGGGAAGAAGAUGAUCAUCAGGAAAAUACCGAACUCUCCCUCUGAACUUUUUAACAUCAUCAAUCCACCGACACCACCGGACGAAUAUCUAUACGAUGUGGAAAGUUUCGAUGAUGGAUCUGACGAAACGAGCACGACAUUUCGAAAACCAAGACGUCAUCUGUGGUCGAAUAAGAUACAGUUUGUGUUGGCCUGCGUUGGUUACAGCGUUGGAUUAGGAUCUGUGUGGCGGUUCCCUUAUCUAUGUUACCAAAGUGGAGGAGGUGUAUUCUUAAUUCCCUACGUAAUUAUAAUGGUAAUAUGUGGAGUACCACUACUAUAUUUGGAAUUAGCUGUUGGUCAAUUUACAGGUCGGGGUCCUAUAGGAGCACUCGGACAGCUUUGUCCUUUAUUCAAAGGAGCUGGUUUGGCAAGUGUUGUAAUCUCGUUUUUAAUGUCGACCUACUACAGUGUCAUUAUCGCCUACUCAAUAUACUAUUUUUUCACCGCGUUUAAACCAACCCUGCCCUGGGAAGAAUGCUCAAGUUUGUGGAACCUUCAAGAUUGCUGGAUUCCCGCGAAACUCAAUCAGAACAUAACGAAAUCGCCUAACAGUCGUACACCUGCCGAGCUGUUUUUUGACCGGAAGGUGUUACAAAUAAGCAAAGGAAUCGAGUAUGUGGACUCGCUUCGCUGGGAACUGGUGGCAUGUCUGCUCUGUGCGUGGUUCCUCGUAUAUUUUGCAAUCUGGAAGAGCAUAAAAUCAUCAGCAAAAGUUCGAUACUUCACUGCCACAUUGCCAUUUAUACUCAUAAUUGCGUUUCUGGUUAAAUCGCUUACAUUAGAGGGGGCUAACAAGGGAAUGCAGUAUUUCUUUCGACCCAAGUGGGAGUUGUUAGGUCAAGCUCAAGUGUGGGUCAACGCAGCUGCUCAAACGUUUAACUCGAUGGGAAUCGCGUUCGGCUCCAUGAUUUCAUUUGCAAGUUACAACCGCUUCAGCAACAACAUUUUGCACGACACGCUUGCCGUAUCAUUCGUUAACGCCGUUACAAGUUUGUUGGUCGGGAUCUUUGCAUUUGCCACCAUUGGGAAUAUCGCAACCGAACAAAACACUUCAGUUGAGAACGUUAUAGCCGAUGGACCUGGACUCAUAUUCUAUGUCUACCCUCAGAUGAUGGCCAAAAUGCCCGCAGCGCGUAUUUGGACUGCACUUUUCUUCUUUAUGCUCCUAUGUCUAGGACUGAACAGCCAAUUUGCUAUAGUCGAAGUAGUAGUCACCUCCAUCCAAGAUGGCUUUCCUGCAAUGAUCAAAAAGCGGCUUCUUUGUCAUGAAAUGUUAGUGCUGGUAGUAUGCGUCGUGUCAUUUCUCUGCGGAUUACCAAACGUUACAAACGGUGGUAUUUACUUCUUUCAACUCAUUGACCACUAUGCCGCCUCCAUAUCAAUAAUGUACCUGGCAUUCUUCGAAAUAAUAGCUGUGGCGUGGGUGUACGGAGUGCGACGAAUUUCAAAAAAUGUAGAAAGUAUGACGGGUCGAGCUCCGAGUCUCUACUUCAAAUUUUGUUGGGUAAUAGCGGCACCCUUGCUCAUAUUUGCGGUGUGGAUCUUCUGCCUAAUAGAUUACGAGGCACCAACUUACAACAAAGGACAGUAUCACUAUCCUGUAUGGGCCGUUGUAUUAGGCUGGCUUAUUUCCUCAUUGUCAAUUCUUUGCAUUCCAUUGUACGCAAUAUACAUAUUCGCCAAACAACGGGGGACGACCUUCUUAGACAAACUGAGGCAGUCCAUGCAGUCAAAUUUGUAUGAGUGCGAAAAAUGCGGAGAACACUUCUGCGACCAUCCCGAUGAGAUCCGUGGGCACGAGGUGCAACCGAUGCUAGUACUGAAGAAUUCCGAAAGACCAAUCGGUAAUGGAAUACAUUUUGAUGCUAUGAACUACUCGUCAGCGUCAAAUACUCCACUAACACGCAGUCCAAUUACCACACGAACUUUACACACACGACUUAUGUUAAGUAAAAGCAAACCGGUAGAUGUCUCAACCACUGUUCCCGCAAGCGAUUGGACUGAAAGUGAAAAGGUAAUUCCUAAGGACGAUUCACCAAAUCCGAGUAGUAUAAGUAAUGAAAUCGAUGAUUGUGUGCCAAGUAGUAGUAAUUCCGAAACCAAGUGAGAUGGAGAUUGAUACCAGUUGUCAGUUUACCUACUUACUUGGUCCUCAUGUGGUGAUCAAAUGUGAUUUUAGUCUUGUAUUACGAUUAUGCGUUGUGUUAGAUCCAAUUAAGCAUUCCUGUAGUUUUAGGCAGUGUACAUUGAAGUAUUAUUUAUUGUUACAUUAACAAAUCAAUAAGAUCAUUAAAGGCAAUACUUGAAUAAU
Messenger RNA from Photinus pyralis (common eastern firefly), 3251 nucleotides. RefSeq names its product sodium- and chloride-dependent GABA transporter ine (gene ine). NCBI's taxonomy places the organism in Eukaryota, Metazoa, Arthropoda, Insecta, Coleoptera, Lampyridae. The transcript is spliced from 8 exons. Gene Ontology annotation, cellular component: membrane. The record is from RefSeq and is a predicted model, not a curated record. Gene Ontology annotation, biological process: sodium ion transmembrane transport. Bases 327 to 3047 code for a protein of 906 amino acids.